AUGAAAAAAAAGUGUAAGAACAUAUGGAAGAGUAAAAUAACAGUCGAAAAAGAAUUUAGAUAAUUGUAAUUAGUAGUAGGCAAAAUAAUUGGUUAUUUUAUAUUUGGAGAGUGUAUUGUAAUAUUAUUUGAAAGCAUAUAUUUGGCUAUACUAAAAUUUUAUGAAGUAUAAUUUAUUAUAAAUUAGUAUAUUGGAUUAGGAAGUAUAGUUUUUUUAUUGAUUGCAUAGUUAUUAAGAUAUUUGAAGCAUUUUCGAAGUACUAAAAUUGAAAUAUAAGGACUAUUGAUUAUUGAAUAGGAUUGUACUAGUUGCAAACAAUUCAUAAUUUGUUAGUUUUGCCAUCAUUGUUAGACAAGUGCUAAUCAUUACAAUGUUCUGUAAAUGUGUUUAGAUUCAGAAUAAAUUAAGUAAGUGGAAAAAAUAUUAUUGGAAGGUUAGUGAAAAGAGGAAUUUUACUAUUACUGUUAAAGAUUAUAAGUUCGAUUAUAGUGGAAUCUUAUACAAUUUAGAGAAUUGAAAAAACAAUGAAAUUCUAUUCAAUUUAUUAAGGUAUAAUUAUAGCAGUUUUAUUUGUGAAUUCGAUUCUCUUUUUAUUUUGGAUAUAUUUUGGAUGGAGAGUUUUAGUAGAAAUAAGAGAGAAAUGUAUAGUUAAAACUUCUCCAGAAGAAUUGAAAGUUAUGGAAUAAUUUUCUGCAAUCCAAUAAUUAGAAAAAUCAAGAUUAAAUAAGGAAUAAGAAAAUCCAAAACCAGAUUAGGCAGAAUUAGAAGAUAAGGGUUCGGUUAAUCUCUCUAUAAAUGAUAAUAUAAGUCCAGCAUUGUUAAAAUUAGUAUUUGAAUAAGUAAAUCAAGAAAUCCAGUCUAAGUCCCAGUCCAAUGAAAUAUAGGUCUGGGAAAAUACUUGACUUUUUAGAAAAGAAAAUUAGUCAUGCAAAACAUAGUUAAAAAGAAUUAAAUAAUGGAUUGAGUCGAGAAUUGAAUAGAAAAUGCAAUACUGAUUAAAGUAAUCUAGAUUUAAAUAUAAAAAGUGUAAUAAUAAAUAAGUCUUGACUUCGGAGAUCAAGAAGAUUAUUUUUCAGCUAGAAAUCCUAUAGAUGUAGAAUUAAAAAAUCAUAACUUUUCAAAACAGAUUAAGUUCUUAUCUUGA
Messenger RNA from Paramecium sonneborni, 1144 nucleotides. Lineage: Eukaryota; Ciliophora; Oligohymenophorea; Peniculida; Parameciidae. The record is from the annotation of a GenBank genome assembly.